AUGACAUUAUCUCUGGGUUGUGGACAGACUCAUCCAGAAUGUGAUUCCCUAUCGGAGUGGAAGAGGAACGAGAGUGAUUGCCUGAGGGAGAUCCAGCAGCACCUGAAUGAAACGGCAGGUUGCAAGAGAAUAUGGGAUGAUCUCCUGUGUUGGCCAGACACAAACCUGGGGCAGACGCUCACCUUUUCCUGCCCAGGCAUCCUCGUCCACUUCAUGAAGCAGCCAGGUUGGGUGAAAAGAAGCUGCACAGCCCAAGGCUGGUCUGACCCAUUUCCACCCUAUGAGGUAGCCUGCCCAUUGGAAGAGGAGGUUGCUCUUGAAGUGUCCCACUUUUCUACCAUCAAAACCAUCUACACCGUGGGUUACAGCAUUUCUACCACCUCGCUUAUCAUUGCGAUUGGGCUCCUUCUUGCAUUCAGAAGACUCCGUUGUCCCAGAAACUAUAUCCACAUCCACCUCUUUCUCUCAUUCAUCCUGAAAGCAAUGGCCAUCUUCAUCAAGGAUGCGGUUCUCUUCCAAACAGAAGACAUCGACCACUGCAGUUUCUCCACGACCGAAUGCAAGAUCUCCGUGGUGUUCCUUCACUAUUUCAUCAUGGCCAACUUCAUGUGGCUCUUGGUGGAGGCUCUCUAUCUGAAUUGCCUGCUGCUAUCGUCCUUUCCCCAUAGAAGAAGAUAUUUCUGGUGGCUUGUUCUCCUUGGCUGGGGUAUUCCAACAUGUUUUACUCUCCUGUGGAUAUUAGUUAAGGCACAUUUUGAAGACAUUUUGUGCUGGGAUGUAAACCAAGGCUCUCCCUACUGGUGGCUAAUCAAGGGACCCAUUAUCGUUUCAGUCGGGAUCAACUUCGUGCUUUUUAUCAACAUCAUCAGGAUUUUGCUGAAAAAGCUGGACACCAGACAAAUCAAUUUCAACAACUCAUCUCAGUACAGACGUCUCUCAAAGUCGACUCUGCUUCUCAUUCCUCUCUUUGGAACACAUUACAUCUUCUUCAACUUCCUUCCUGAACAUGCCAGCAUGGGUGUCCGUCUCUACUUGGAACUCUGUAUCGGAUCCUUCCAGGGCUUCAUUGCAGCUAUUCUAUAUUGUUUCCUAAAUCAAGAGGUGCGAGCAGAGAUUUGCCGGAAAUGGCAUGGCAACAGUUAUGGAUUUAUGCCCAUUUGGAGGAAGAGAGCAAGAUGGACCAUGCCAUCAAGUUCGGGGAUGAAAAUGACAAAUUCAGUGUGUUAGGGGCAGUCAAGAGGGUGAAAGGAAGGCACGAACAGGCAAGCAUGGACUUCUGAAAUGCUUCUCACCCAGAGUCCUCAGUAAACAUAGGGCUGGUUCGUGUUGAUCUCUUAAAGACUGCAGCAAAUAGAUAGGGGGACACUUCUCAACUUGCCCUCUUCUGAGUUUCUCUUUGGAUUUUGGAGUCACCUGGACUGGUUUCUGGAAUGCAACUUUGUAAGAAUUCUUGUGUCUCCAUUGCACAUGACUGUGCACGUGCAGUUGGUCGCAAUGUCCAGUUCCUUCCCCCCUCUGUGUUACUGAAGCCCAUGUGCACACCCGAUAAAUGUCACCAAGAAGCAAUGUGGUUGUGCUUGUCAACAAAGCUGAGUCAAGAUGGGGAUGAGGGAGGGCCUGCAGGUGGGGCCAUCACUCCAUGGCUGGGCAUCUGCUUUGCAUAAGGCGGCCCCUGGUUCAAUCCCCAGCAUCUCCAGACUGGGUUGGGACAGGUAAAGGAAGGUCUCUUACCUGAGACCUUGGAGAGCGGCUGCCAGUCAGUGCAGGCAGGACUGAACAAGAUGGACCAAGGGGCUGACUCAGUAUAAGGCAGCUUCCUAUGUAAGCUAUGAAUGCAAUCCAAAUAGAAGCGAGAUUUUUGAGAAUGGGGCCACAGCUCAGUGGUAGAGCAUUUUAGGGGUGUGCAUGGAACUGAUUCUAUUGAUUCAGUUCGAAUUCUAGAAAGCAUUUUAGUUUUCGGUGUGUGUGUGUGUGUAUCCUUUUCAACAAAAUAAAAAAUCAUAGGGUGACGUCAUGGAAGCUCCAUUAAAACACUGUGGGCAGCUGCUGAACAGGGAAGGUGAGAGCGAAAUAACUAAUUUUACAGCAUAUGGACGUAUCUGAAGCCUUGUACGGAGGUUAGCCCAUUGGUCCAUCGCAUCCUUCAGCCAUUGUGGCUGGGAAUGAUGGCACUUGUAGUCCAACAACAUCCGAUACUCACUAGGAUAUCCCUUUAUUGGAACAAAGGAAGCUGCCAUAUACUGAGUCAGACCAUUGGUCUAUCUAGUUCAGUAUUGUCUUCACAGACUGGCAGCGGCUUCUCCAGGGUUGCAGGCAGGAAUCUCUCUCAGCCCUAUCUUGGAGAUGCUGCCAGGGAGGGAACUUGGAACCUUCUGCUCUUCCCAGAGUGGCUCCAUCCCCUGAGGGGAAUCUCUUCCAGUGCUGCUCACACUUCUAGUCUCCCCUUCAUAUGCAACCAGGGCAGACCCUGCUUAGCUUAGGGGACAAGUCAUGCUUGCCACCACAAGACCAGCUCUCCUCUCUUGCCUGAUGUGUAGGGGAGCAACUCCCCAAGCAUGCAGGCAGGAGUCUUCCUUUGUUAUGCUGGCUCAGGGUCUUUGACCAGAGAUGCCAGGAACUGAAUCUGGGACCUUUUGCAAGCAAACUGUCUUCCCUCCCUGCUCUACCACUAAGCUAGAGACUCUCCUUUAAACAAGGAAUGGAGGUCACUGCUGUGUCAUCACACUUGCA
Molecule: messenger RNA, 2730 nt
Organism: Hemicordylus capensis (graceful crag lizard)
Lineage: Eukaryota; Metazoa; Chordata; Lepidosauria; Squamata; Cordylidae
Gene: GHRHR
Product: growth hormone releasing hormone receptor
Exons: 13
Coding region: 1-1227 (408 amino acids)
Biological process (GO): adenylate cyclase-activating G protein-coupled receptor signaling pathway; cell surface receptor signaling pathway; positive regulation of cell population proliferation
Cellular component (GO): plasma membrane
Molecular function (GO): G protein-coupled peptide receptor activity; growth hormone-releasing hormone receptor activity; growth factor binding
Source: RefSeq, a predicted model, not a curated record